UUUCGACCUUAAUGUGGUCAAAAUAAAUUAUUUCAAAGUCUGCUGACUGCUGCUGACCAGAUUUAAUAAUCAUAUUGAAACUAAGAAUCCUGAAGAAGAAAUAGUCGUGCGAAUCGAGACUCGCACAAACUGUUCAUUGGCUGUCACUCUUUUUAGAUUCGUUAGCAGAAGGAGAAGCAAUACAAUGAGGUUCAGGUUUUGCGGUGAUCUCGACUGUCCCGAUUGGGUCUUAUCGGAAAUCAUCACCAUGUCGAGAUUAACAUCCAUUAAGAUGAAGUUGCUGUGCCAGGUGGUGAUGGCUUCCUUGCUGGGUCACGAGCUAGAUUAUGACAAGGCUAAGAAGCUUACAUCGGAUGCAAAAUUCGAUGAGCCAGAUCUGCAAGGAGCACUGGCUGCUCUCGGCUUCAUUUUACGGUCGGCCUCUCGUUACAGCGUGGAUUCUUCGUCGCUUGACAGCGAAUUGCAACAGCUCGGCCUUCCGCGAGAGCUGGCCGCAGCAUUGGCAAAAUCUCACACGGACAAUACUGCAUCACUCUCAAAAUAUUUAAGCGAGUCUUCGCUUAGACUUUCUUCUUUGAAGAACGCAACUUGUUCAAAAGAAUCGAUAACUUUGCCAAAUAAUGAAGGCACACUGCUGGUCAACACGGUUAAAUUGAGCUAUUUGGACAGUGACCUUACAGAGAAGGAGGCUGUCUUCACGUUAUCUCAGUCUCAGCUUGAUUCCUUAUUAAAAGAUUUAAAAACUGCAAAAUAUAAGAUGGAGGAACUUUCAGCAAAAUAGCGUCUGGGAAUCUAUCAGGAAGGAAUCUACAAAAGAACACAUCUGAAUAUUUUCAAAAUACAUUUUUUUCUAUUUGUCAAUAGUUCAAUAUCACAUUGCUAAAACCUGUAAUAAAACUAUUGGAGAGUUUAAACCA
This is a messenger RNA of Cloeon dipterum, 917 nucleotides long. Its product is annotated as COMM domain-containing protein 4-like. The transcript has 8 exons. The record is from RefSeq and is a predicted model, not a curated record. Bases 185 to 781 code for a protein of 198 amino acids. Lineage: Eukaryota; Metazoa; Arthropoda; Insecta; Ephemeroptera; Baetidae. Gene Ontology annotation, biological process: mitochondrial respiratory chain complex I assembly. Gene Ontology annotation, cellular component: mitochondrion; membrane.